Messenger RNA from Exophiala mesophila, 2689 nucleotides. RefSeq lists its product as uncharacterized. The record is from RefSeq and is a predicted model, not a curated record. The transcript has a single exon. The coding region runs from base 685 to 1824 and encodes 379 amino acids. Lineage: Eukaryota; Fungi; Ascomycota; Eurotiomycetes; Chaetothyriales; Herpotrichiellaceae.
GAUCAAUGAUCACCCCCCGACCCUGCCUCUUCACUAAGUCCAACUCAACCUGGCCGUUACAUCUACUUCCACCGCCUUACUCAAAUCUCCUCCCAUUUGUCCAUCAUCGGCUUUUAUUGGAAACUCUAUGCUCCUCGCAAGACUUCACGCUGGCUUAUUCCUGUGACAGCGGGCAGCCCCAGAUCUAGACACCGCUUCCUUUCCACCAUCUUUCAGAUUUCUCCCUCCCUCCUCAUCUUUGUCUCAACCUCACUUACGUCCUCCAUCCUUCCUCCGCACACUCCACCUCGAAAACCCUACCCAGUCUCGUUACCCUACCCGCCUGUGGUUUCGACGAAUCCUCUAUCUCACACCACACCGAGCAUCUUCAACCCAUCAUCCUUGAAUCUUCAAACCCUACGAACCCUGCCUGUUUGGAUCGGUCCUUUCUGACGAUUGGCACUUCAUCGGCAUCUGUCUUGGAGUCGAUCAUCGUCCUUACAUCACCAAGAUCUUCACCGCAUUCUCUUUAAACCUUACCUCCCUCUUAAUAUCCAAUCCUGCAGACCAGAUUAUCGACUUCUUUGGUUACCCCAUUGCAUUCGGCCUCUCACCGAUCCCAGAUUUUACACAGGUCAUGUCUUAGUCCGGACAUUCGAAAGGUCUUUGACAGAAUAAUCGAUCAAAGCUCUCGCUGCCUCCACCAUGGCUCAAAUUAUGAGUGCUCAUUCGAGCUUUGUCUACCUCGUCGAAAAUAUUCCAAACUGGCAGAGAGAGGUCAACACUUUGGCCUACCGGGCUCACGUUAAAAACACCGAAUUUGUUGCUGAAUAUGCUCGUUUAGUCAAUCAGAUCCGACCGAAAAGGAAAAAGACACCGUCUCUUGCUUCACUCAACAAUGGCGAUGGAAAAGCCAUUGAUCGCCCUGAGUCCGUCAGCUCUUCUUCGUCGUCCCUCGACCGAGUCGAAAUCGAUCCCUUUGAAGCCGGAAAUAAAUAUUUGUAUGCACAAGCCCGAAGGAAGAGAAAGCCAGGAUCCGUCAUCCGCUCUGCAGCCUCCGGACCCCAGAAGUUCAGGAACAAAAACCAAGUCGUGGUGUACUAUGACGGAUUUAUGCAAGAGCACUUGGACGCCUUGGUCCGACUGGUGGGCAACGGCCGCAACAACCUGCGCAAGGGCAAAAAUUCCCUUGUCGCCGCUCGUGGAUUCCAACUCCCUCGACUGACACGGACUUUGGUGAGAGACUUCAAUACCCUGGACGACAACAAGUCACGGAGUACGUCGGCGUUACCGGGCAAGCAAAAGACGGAACCUUCGUCCGAACAAGAAGUGACUAAUCACGAGGCCACUUUCCUUCAGGUUGACAAAGAACUUGAAUCCAUCCAGUCUCUUUGUGAGGUUGCUGCACAUCAGUUUCUUCGAGACGGAGAUUGCCAAACGGAGAUGGAUAUACUCAAGCAAAAACUCAAGGAUCUACACGUGAGGGUCAAGUCCACGGCUGAAGUGUUGAGUAAGUUCGAAGCCACACAACAGUCCCAGUCCGAGGCCCUCGAUUUAUCACUGUCGGAUUUCCCCCGCGGGAGUGACUCUGACGCCACACUCUCGACCCGACCGUCUUUAGAUGUGCUUCAUACCCCGAAACUCGGGGUUGGCUCUCUUCCAGGCAUGCCUCAUUCACUUGGUCAUAAGCUAUCGAGGCCAGGCUUUUUCAGUGCUCCAGAUAUCGGUUCACAUGCAGAGCCUCCGCUCUUGGUCGCCGAUGACAUCGAAGUCGAUGAUGACAGUGACCCAGAGGACUUUCUAGUCGACGUGACGUCGUUCCGUAUGGCGAGAACUCGAGCCUGAUACAAGGCCCUUAUCGUCACCAUCAACAACAACAGCAGCAACAACAACAUCACCAUCAUUUGUUACAUCUUAGCGUUUUCAUUGUCAUUUUGUCGGCAUUGGUUUCCUGCACAUUAGCGAGUUCUUGACUAUAAUACAAAAGAAAGCAUACGGUGCGAGUAUGGGAAGCUCCUGCACCAAGGAUAUGGAAUAUUUGGUUGGCGGGCGGAGACUCGAGUGGCCGAUGACGCGUGCCACCGCAUGUCAAGAUGACAUCUUGAACAACUCCGCACCCCAGACCAAUGGAUCAACGGCUACGAGACCGGACAUACCGCUCCGGGAUCUUGAAUAAGCCAAUCAAGCAGAAUUUUAUGAAUGGAGAGUGAAGAAGAAAUGUGCACGAGACUGUCACGGCCGCUGGAUUUCCUUUACUGGGGGGAUAUUUUGAGAUAUUGGGAAGGGGGCUCUCUCGGGAUGGGAUGGAGCGCGGGGCCGAUGGGAAUCAGUCAAUCUGGGAGGACGGGAGUGAGCGAUUUGAGCGAUGAGAGGUGUAUCUAUUUGCCUUGAUUUUCGACACAUGAGAAUCGGCCAACUACAACAACCAAACAACCAAACACCACCAUACUAAACCCAUCAAGAUGGAAGUCAAAUCGAUCCGCAGAGCCAUUAUUGGCCAUGUGAGUCAGUCUCCUGCGUCUUGAAUCGGUGAUGGGAAACCUGGGGGAACACGAGAGGAAGAAUGGGAUUGUGAAGUUUCCAGGGAAUGAGGGAUCUCAAUUAAGUUUCCUUUUGAUCUCGCCAGCCAAAUGCCUAAGUAGCCACACAAUGUUGGGAAGCACUGAAUACGCGUGUAUUCCCAGUCAAUGAUCAUUCUUAGACCAACCCA